Molecule: messenger RNA, 2844 nt
Organism: Hirsutella rhossiliensis
Lineage: Eukaryota; Fungi; Ascomycota; Sordariomycetes; Hypocreales; Ophiocordycipitaceae
Product: sodium/hydrogen exchanger family domain-containing protein
Exons: 4
Coding region: 1-2844 (947 amino acids)
Biological process (GO): sodium ion export across plasma membrane; regulation of membrane potential; intracellular potassium ion homeostasis
Cellular component (GO): plasma membrane
Molecular function (GO): sodium:proton antiporter activity
Source: RefSeq, a predicted model, not a curated record
AUGGCUUGGUCCCAUCUCGAUAUCACCAAGCCGCACUUGGUCUACAUCAUCCUCGGCGGCUUCACUUCCCUCUUUAUGCUCUGCUCCUCCUUCAUCAAGGAGCGCAUGUACAUUGGGGAAGCUACCGUCGCCACCCUCUGCGGUGUCAUCUUCGGGCCCCAUGCCGCCAAUCUCAUCAACCCCAACGAAUGGGGCAGCGUCGACAUCGUCACCCUCGAGUUUUCCCGCAUCGUCCUCGUCGUCCAGUGCUUCGCCAUCGGCGUCGAGUUGCCAAAGUUUUAUAUGGAGAAGCAUUGGCGCUCCGUCGUCUUCCUCCUCGUCCCCGUCAUGGUCGCCGGCUGGCUCCUCGUCAGCCUCUUCAUCUGGUGGAUGAUCACGCCCCUAGACUGGCUCGAGUCUCUCGUCAUCUCGGCCUGCGUCACCGCAACCGACCCUGUCCUUGCAUCCUCCGUCGUCGGCAAGGGCAAGUUCGCAAAGCGCGUCCCCAAACACUUGCGUGACCUGCUCUCCGCCGAGUCGGGCUGCAACGACGGCAUGGCCUUUCCCUUCAUCUACCUUUCCCUCUACCUCAUCCAGUACCACCGAGAUGCCCGCGAGGUCACCUUCCACUUCGUUGUCUACGUCAUCCUCUAUGAGUGCAUUUUUGGUGCCAUCUACGGAUUCAUCCUCGGCUACAUUGCCCGCCACGGCAUCAAGUACGCCGAAAAGCACGACCUCGUCGACCGCGAGAGCUUCCUCGUCUUCUACUUCGUCGUCGCCCUCUUCUGUGCUGGCUCUGGUAGCAUUCUCGGCCUCGACGACCUGCUCGUCGGCUUCUCGUGCGGUGUCGGCUUCUCUAACGACGGCUGGUUUGGCGAGAAGACGGAGGAAUCGCACGUGUCCAACGUCAUCGACUUGCUUCUCAACCUGGCCUACUUUGUCUACUUUGGCACCAUCAUUCCCUGGGAGCAGUACAACAACAACGUCUUUGGCAUGCAGGCCUGGCGGCUCGUCGUCAUCGCCGUCUUUGUCCUCCUCUUCCGGCGCAUACCCAUCAUGAUGGCCCUCAAACCCUUCAUACCGGACGUUAAAAAUUGGAGAGAAGCCCUGUUUGCUGGUCACUUUGGCCCCAUCGGCGUCGGCGCAAUCUUUGUCGCCAUCCUCGCCAGGGCCGAGCUCGAGCACCAAGAGCCAGUGCCGCUGGCCCAAUUGCCACCCGAGAGCGCGGAGAAUUAUAAGCUCAUCUACCUCGUCUGGCCCAUCGUCACCUUUCUCGUCAUCUCGUCCAUUCUCAUACACGGCUCCUCCAUUGCCGUCUUCACUCUCGGCAAGCGCAUCAACACCUUGACCUUGACCAUGUCGUACACGGCGGCUCCCGACGAGGGGCCUUCGUGGAUGAACAGGUUGCCGAGAAUCUCGUCCCAGUCUCGAUCCCAGGCUAGGAUGUCCGAGGCUUCCUUUGACGAGCGCAAGGAGCCCGAGUUUCCGCCCGGCACCCUGGCUCCCCCCAUGGGCUUCCUGCGACGGCAAAAGGACGACGACGGGCACAAGCGCUCAGGCAGUGUGGCCUCUUCCCUGGUCUCGAGGAGGCGGAAGAACAAGAAGUGGGACGACGGGAUAGGCCCUGGCGGUCCCGUCUCCCAAUCCGCCAUCUUUCCCAACCGUCCGGCUCCCGUCAGCACAAACUCGGAAAAAGACGCCUCGCCUCUUGGGCAUGAAACCACCGACUCGACCACUCUAUCCGACGAUAGCCCCAAGUACAAGGACCCGGAAAAGGCUGAGGAAGCGGCAAAGGCCGAGGAAGCCGGUCAAGAUGUUGCCCAGCAUCGGCGAGAGUCAGCUGCCCCGCCUCCGCGCGUUGAAGUGUAUGAUGAAGGCGAUCACAUCGUCUUCGAGAAUGAGGACGGAGAGGUGCUGGAUGUCCAGCGAACCCCCCAGCGGAGCAACGAGGAGCUCCCGCGUCCCAACCUCGCGCCCAAGGCCAGCUCAAGUAGCGACCAUUUCAGCUGGUCACUGGGUGGCUUCAAGCGUAAGAUGAGCGAGGUGUAUAGCUCCGAGGUGGAGAAGCGAAAGGAAAAGGGCAAGAGCCACAGGCGGCACGAGCCGGCGCGGGCUUAUCAAUUUGGCAACACGAUCAUCGUCGAAGAUGGGGACGGAGAGGUCGUCAAGACGUACCAGCUGCCAUCGCAAAAGGGUGGGGGGAACGCAGAAGCAACGGCCGAAGAGGGCGAGGCCGGCGCGGCGUCCUCUAACACGCCAGCAACCAAGUCAUCAGGGUGGUCUGGUUUUGGCAGAGGGGCCGGCGCCGGACAGGCGAGGAGGAAGAGCGUCGGCCAAGAGGACGACGACAAGAACAUCAGAUUCACCAUUGGCGGUGUGGGGCAGCGCAUGACCAAGGAUGACUUCAUCCGAGAAGUACAACAGCUCGACGCGCGGACGCGCAAGGAGGUGGUGGAUCACUCGUCAGCUUCUUCGGCCAUCAAGAAGUUGGCGCAGGAAGGGCCGCCGUCUGCGAGGAUGGCCGGCGGGCAACCCAUUCCGGGCAUUGUCGAAAGAGGCAGUGACAACAGCAUGAGAGAGAGCAGCCGCAUCGGUCGCGGCCGCUCCAAGUCGAUUUCGCCGGGCCACCAAGCAUCCGCCUCGUCGAGCGAAUCGCCCAAGGGCCACCACACCCGGUCUCCGGAACUGGAUCAGACGGAGACGCCGGUUGAACGCAAGCGCCGCCUGGCCGUGCUGGCGAAUCAGGGCGAGGAAGACGACGCCGACGACGACGACGACAGCGAGGAUGAGGGCACAGAGCGAGUCCCGCCAGCGCGCAGAGGUAUUAGGUUCGCCGAGCCGCAGCGGGGCGCAAAGAAAGAUUAG